This is a messenger RNA of Pseudophryne corroboree (corroboree frog), 1378 nucleotides long. RefSeq names its product LIM domain only 2 (gene LMO2). Lineage: Eukaryota; Metazoa; Chordata; Amphibia; Anura; Myobatrachidae. The coding region runs from base 331 to 807 and encodes 158 amino acids. Gene Ontology annotation, biological process: positive regulation of transcription by RNA polymerase II. Gene Ontology annotation, molecular function: transcription coactivator activity; DNA-binding transcription factor binding. The transcript is spliced from 3 exons. The record is from RefSeq and is a predicted model, not a curated record. Gene Ontology annotation, cellular component: nucleus.
CCUGGAGCCGGGCUGGUUGGCAGGAGGGAGAGCAGAGAGCAGCUGUGCCUUUAACUACCAUUUCCUUCUAUUGUAUUUGAAUGGUGAUGAGGAAAAAGGAAAUGAAAGCAGAGGGGCUGUGCUAAGGGGGACAGCAAUCCGCUAUAUAAGUGACAGUGACACAGGCGUCCCCUCAGCUGCUGGGAAUACAGAUGUGACUGCACAGUGAUGGGAGCUCUCCUGCGUGACACCGGGAUCUGGGGGGCAAGCUCUGUCCUUGGGGGACACCGGCGCAUGGACCUGUGACUGGAAAACAGGACAGAGGGAAGACGACAACAGAUCACAGGACAAAUGUCAUCAGUCAUAGAGAGGAAGAGCCUGGACCCUGCAGAUGAGCCAGUGGACGAAGUACUGCAGAUCCCACCCUCACUUCUGACAUGUGGGGGCUGCCAACAAAACAUUGGGGACCGCUACUUCCUGAAGGCCAUUGACCAGUACUGGCACGAGGACUGUCUGAGCUGUGACCUGUGUGGUUGCCGGUUAGGAGAGGUUGGAAGGAGACUUUACUACAAGCUGGGACGCAAGCUGUGCCGGAGGGACUAUCUAAGGCUUUUCGGUCAAGAUGGUCUGUGUGCAUCGUGUGACAAGCGGAUCCGAGCCUACGAGAUGACCAUGCGGGUGAAGGACAAAGUCUAUCAUCUGGAAUGCUUCAAGUGCGCAGCUUGUCAGAAGCACUUCUGUGUGGGUGACCGUUACCUGCUUAUAAACUCUGACAUCGUCUGUGAGCAGGACAUCUACGAAUGGACCAAACUUAAUGGAAUGAUGUAGCCCUGGGAGGAUGUUCCUGGUCUCGCUAUACCCACUAGGGACAUAAACCCAUUUAGUGGUUCUAGGACCCCAAGUCAUAAGAUUAGACACAGUAUACACUAUGGAUAUCACAACUGACAGUGUGUUAUAAUUACCACCAGCCCUGGUGGCUGUCCAAACUGGUCUCAGCUAUCAGACGCACCAAAUAGUAUAAUGACCACAAUAUUUGGGGGAUCUGGAUUGUGAAUAAUUGCUCACAAAAAUCUUACAAAACUGCAAUCUGCUGGAAACUUUAGAGGUGUGUGUGUGUGUGUGUGUGUGUGUGUGUGUGUGUGUGUGUGUGUGUGUGUGUGUGUGUGUGUGUGUGCGUGCGUGCGUGCGUGCGUGCGUGCGUGUGUGUGUGUGUGUGUGUAUAUAUAUAAAUAUAUGUAUGUAAUUGGCCAGCGCUGGAUACUCUAUGCAAUACUAGUUGAGGUCUCCUCUGAUUUGUAUUUGGAACGUUGGUCACCAGUGAAAGGUUCUGUGACAUGUAAAUGUAACUGACAUACUUAUGGAAUGGUAUUUAAGGAUUAAAGGAAAACUAUAAACAAAA